ACAUGGGAGCUUGUCUGCCCAAGGAAAAGGGGCACCGGAUCCAACUCCAGAAAUUUCUACCCUCCUUGCUGGUCAGAGAACAAAAGUGGGACCAACACCUCGACCAGGUCUAUAUGCUGCAACAGAAGAGGAUUCGAGAGUCUCUACUGCUUCAGGCAGCCAAGGAAAAUGAUCUGUUUGUCCUUAGGCAACUUCUGCUGGACCGAACCUGUGACAUUCGACAAAGAGGAGCCCUGGGCGAGACGGCACUGCACAUAGCAGCCCUCUAUGACAAUCUGGAGGCAGCCUUAUUGCUGGUGGAUGCUGCCCCAGAGCUGGUCUUCGAGCCUACCAUGUAUGAGCCUUAUGUAGGUCAGACUGCACUGCACAUUGCUAUUGUGAACCAGAACGUGAGCCUCGUGCGAGCCCUGCUUGCCCAUGGGGCCAGUGUCUCUGCCAGAGCCACAGGCACUGCCUUCCGCCGCAGUUCCCACAACCUCAUCUACUUCGGGGAGCACCCUUUGUCCUUUGCUGCCUGCGUGAGCAGUGAGGAGAUUGUGCGGCUGCUCAUUGAGCAUGGAGCGGAUGUCCGGGCCCAGGACUCUCUGGGAAACACGGUAUUGCACAUCCUCACCCUCCAGCCCAACAAAACCUUCGCCUGCCAGAUGUACAACCUGCUGCUGUCCUAUGAUGGAUGCAGGGACCACCUGCAGCCCCUAGACCUCGUGACUAAUCACCAGGGUCUCACCCCCUUCAAGCUGGCUGGAGUGGAGGGCAACACUGUGAUGUUCCAACACCUGAUGCAAAAGCGGAAGCACAUCCAGUGGACAUAUGGACCGCUGACCUCCAUUCUCUAUGACCUCACAGAGAUCGACUCCUGGGGAGAAGAGCUGUCCUUUCUAGAACUCGUGGUCUCCUCCAAUAAACGGGAGGCUCGUCAGAUCUUAGAACAGACCCCAGUGAAGGAGCUGGUGAGCUUCAAGUGGAACAAAUAUGGGCGGCCAUACUUCUGUAUCCUGGGUGCCUUGUACCUGCUCUACAUGAUAUGCUUCACUAUGUGCUGCGUUUAUCGCCCCCUUAAGUUCCGUGGUAGCAACCGCACUAAUUCUCGAGAUAACACCAUUCUCCAACAGAAACUACUCCAGGAGGCCUAUGUGACUCAUCAGGAUAUCAUCCGGUUGGUGGGGGAGCUGGUGAGCAUCCUAGGGGCUGUGAUCAUCCUGUUCCUAGAGAUUCCCGACAUCUUCAGGGUCGGUGCCUCUCGCUAUUUUGGACAGACGAUCCUUGGAGGUCCAUUUCAUGUCAUCAUCAUCACUUAUGCCUUCAUGGUACUGGUGACCAUGGUGAUGAGACUCACCAACACCAACGGGGAGGUGGUGCCCAUGUCCUUCGCCCUGGUACUAGGCUGGUGCAGUGUCAUGUAUUUUGCCCGAGGAUUCCAGAUGCUGGGCCCCUUCACCAUCAUGAUCCAAAAGAUGAUUUUCGGAGACCUAAUGCGUUUCUGCUGGCUAAUGGCUGUGGUCAUCCUGGGAUUUGCCUCAGCAUUCUACAUCAUUUUCCAGACAGAGGACCCAACCAACCUAGGAGAGUUCUAUGACUAUCCCAUGGCACUGUUCAGCACCUUUGAGCUUUUCCUCACCAUCAUUGAUGCACCCGCAAAUUACGAUGUGAACUUGCCCUUCAUGUUUAGCAUUGUCAACUUUGCUUUUGCCAUCAUCGCCACACUGCUUAUGCUCAACCUGUUCAUCGCCAUGAUGGGUGACACACACUGGAGGGUGGCCCAGGAGCGGGACGAACUCUGGAGGGCCCAGGUUGUGGCCACCACAGUGAUGCUGGAGCGGAAGAUGCCUCGCUGCCUGUGGCCUCGCUCUGGGAUCUGUGGGCGUGAGUACGGCCUGGGGGACCGCUGGUUCCUGAGGGUCGAGAACCAUCGCGAUCAAAAUCCUUUGCGAGUGCUUCGCUACGUGGAAGCAUUCAAGAGCUCAGACAAAGAGGAUGGACAAGAGAAUCUUUCUGAGAAACAGCCCUCUGUGACUGGAAGUGGGAUUCUAGCUAGAGCGUCUCUGGCCCUCCCAAACCCCUCCCUGUCCCGGACCACAUCCCAGAGCAGCAGCAGUCACAGGGGCUGGGAAAUUCUUCGUCAAAACACCCGGGGACACUUGAAUCUUGGACUGGAUCUUGGUGAGGGGGAUGGAGAAGAGGUCUACCAUUUCUAAUUAGCAACUCUGAUAUCUUGACCUGACUCCAGGUGGAUCUGGGAACAGGGAAAAAGAGAGAGAGAGACACCUGCCUGAGCAAAUGUCUAACUUCCAUGUCUGUUAAUUAUGGGAGCAUGUGAACAGAACAAUUCCUAAAGGGCCAUCUCUCACCUUUCAUAUCAGCAUUUCUGGCAACUGGCAAUGGACAUCUAUUGUCCCAUAUAUUUUCUGGGUUCUUGGAAGUCCAAUAUCUUGGAAAAAAGAGCUAUCUUUCUGAGCAAAGUUGAACUUGGUCAUUACAGACAUGAGGUAGGGAUGCUAUGUGAAUGUCUGAACCAUUUCUUUCCUGCCUCAUGUAGGUCCCAGAAGGCAGUAAGCUGUGAGGCCUGCCUGACACUCCAGGGUAUCAGGUGGGAAGAGCCAGGCAUGGCAUAGAGAUUGUGGCACUUUCUUUUCUU
Messenger RNA from Carlito syrichta (Philippine tarsier), 2635 nucleotides. RefSeq names its product transient receptor potential cation channel subfamily V member 5 (gene TRPV5). Gene Ontology annotation, molecular function: protein binding; calcium channel activity. The transcript has 15 exons. Gene Ontology annotation, biological process: calcium ion import across plasma membrane. Lineage: Eukaryota; Metazoa; Chordata; Mammalia; Primates; Tarsiidae. Gene Ontology annotation, cellular component: membrane. The coding region runs from base 3 to 2195 and encodes 730 amino acids. The record is from RefSeq and is a predicted model, not a curated record.